AAUUAUUUACAAUUAGUCAGGGGGGGUGGCACAACAUUGUAUUUUUUUACAUUCUCAAACCAUAUACAAGACUAACUUUUUUACAAUCCUGUUAAAGUUAUUAUUACUGAAAUUGCUUUUUCGUUGUGUUUUUUUAAUUAAUUAGUAUUCGAAAAACUAUAAUGUCAGUUGAAUUACAAAUUUCCAAGUGUCAUCAAAAACACACUAUUGACUCGACAAGCCUUCAAAAAAAAGUGUCGGCAGAAACAAAUAAAUUCGAGCAAUGUUCAACAAAAUCAUCUCCUCGUUCUAUGGACACACCGACACCAGCAAUGUCUCGAGCUUUUUUUAUAGAACAGGAAUCGUUACGAUCUCAACAAGCCUCCUUAGCAUUAAGUGAUCCUCUAAAUAAAUCCUUGGACACUUUAAGGGCAGUUUCUUCUACAUCUAAUCUACAUAUUUUAUGUCAACUGAUUGCUUCAACUGAAAAUUUUGAAAAUUUAGAUUGGGGAAAGUUCAAUGUUGACACGAAUGGAAUAAUUUUUGAUGUCAAGAAGCACAGUGGUAAUAUGUAUACUACGUUAUCUGUAAAGUUGGAGAAUUUCAUUCAUCUUCUGAAGAGGUAUACCUCUGGAGAUGGACGUACAACUAAACGUGUUUCACUUGAUGAUGAAUUACUUGACGAAUUUUUAAAACAAGUCAUUUUAAUACUUUACACAAUAAAAAUCACCAAUGGAAUUUGGAUGUUAAAUGGCACCGAACAAAAAGACCUAGUUUCGAAGGCUGACGAGGUUUCUGUUCAAAUGACAGAACUUCAGCCACGUUUAAUUUCGUACUUAAAGUGCAAAUUUAAAUUUCUUCAACAUGACCCCGUAGCCUUUCUAAUAGAACUUUUACCAGAAACCUUUGAUAAGCUUAUCAUGUGGCUUACAACGUUACUAGGAAAUGCAGCACUCGUUUGUUCAAGUUUCCUUUCUUCGCCUAACCAUUUUGAGCACUUGUCAAACCCAGUCAUUCGUUAUUUAGAACCCUCUUAUGACACUGUUUUUAGAAAAGAAACAGUAACAAUUCAUCAAAAUGAUAAUACUUCAACACUAACACCGGUACCAACAGAGUAUUGUAUUGCUUAUAUUCAAACAAUCGAAAUCUUUGAAUCUUCCAUUAUCAUGAAGAAAUUGUUUCAAACGUCGGAAAUUCAGAACGCUCUUGACGCAUUACAGGGUGUCAAGGCAGGCCUUCAAGAACUUGCUUUAACGCAACGCUUUCGAUGCCUGUCACUAAUAAAGCAAAAUAAUGGAUUUUCUACGGAAAUCGACAGAAAAAUUCAUGAAUCCAGCAUGAAAAAAAAGCAAUAUACUUUUAAUACGAUUGCCUUCUACGCAAGCCAUAACAAAGAACUUAUUCAAUUUAUUUCCACCCACCUUAAUGAAGUUAAACGUUCUUUGUUAGGUUUUUUUCGAGUGACGGGAAUGCUACUUGGUGGUGGAUAUGACGAAUUGAGAAUUCAGAAAGAACUCGUUCAUAUAUUAGUUUUCGGAAGUUAUUUAUCUCUUGUAGGUUUUCUUUUUUUUCAUGAUCUAAAAAAUUUAAAUCAAUGGUUACUUCCUUAUAUGCCUCAAUUGCGACAACGAUUAAGAGCGCGUCCGGCUCCAAAACAUUCAGUUUAUGAAAAAAACGUUACCAGAUUACAUUCUGAACAUUAUAAUUGUUCACCAUUAAAAGCGUCGCCUAUAGCUACAUCCUUGUUCGAUAUAUUCUCCAAUCCGCAAAAAAUCAGUUUAACCCGACAAACAGAAAGUGAUCAAUUGUUAUCUUUGUUUGUUCCACAUUAUCACAAAUCUAAUAUCCCAUCAACAUCGCAUAAUGAAUCAGUAACACCUCCUGCUGCGCGUAUUCAUUCCUUACUGGGGUGGAUUGUGUGGGAAGGCGAUUUACUACAAUUGUACCAUGAACUUAAUUUCAUUUUAGAGCCUUCUAGUGAAAAAAAGCAAACCCUUAUUGUGGAUGCUUUGUUUAAUGCACUACUUCGAGGAUUUUCGACUAUUCAAGAUAAAUUUUAUUCCUCCUUUCCUAGCUUAUUCCCUAAAAAUUCUGAAUCGGUCGCAACAUCCGAUAUUCUGAAUUUCUGUCAUAGAAUGUUAGAAUGCCUGACGCUAUGUUAUUUGGGUGAAGUUGAACUAAAAGCCUGUUGUAAAAUUGUGCAAAACACCCUCGAUUUAGAAGAUAGAGCAGAAACACCAUCAAUAGAUCACUCCUUUGCAUCCUCAAUUGCGUUGCGCGCUUUCUCUUUAAAUCCAGAGAAUGCCUCCUCUAAAAUAAAUGAGGGAUUUCCAAAACUUGUUUGGAAUUUACUACACCAAUCCUUGUUUUAUGCGUCACCUCUUAAUUCUACCAUGAAACCUUCUAUAUCUUUGACAACCGUCGAAGCUUCAUCGUUACGGAUUACUAGUCUUUUAACUGACAUCGACCGUCGACUAACUUCCACACAAAUCAAAUGCGACACAAGUUUCAUGGACAUUAAGAAUACAGACUCGGCAGUUGCAUCGUUAGAGAAAAAAUUUAAUCAUCUUGAAGGAACAAUUUCUCAAAAUGAUUAUACCGUAUGCAAUGUAAAACAACUCGAUCCAAACUAUUCGUAUACUCAUAAAAGCAUUAUCCAAAAACAGCUAUCUGAAACGCAUAUGCCAUCUGAAGAAUGUUUGCUGAACAUCACAGCGAAGGAAGCGAAACUGUCAAAAUUACCAAGUGAAUCAGAAGCAAAGGAGUCAUUACCUUUUAAAGGUAUUUUAAUUACCAACAAGGAAAAACCAUCGUUAGAAGUUCUAUCCGAUGCAAGUGAUAUAUUUGAUAAAAAAUCUGCCGAGUUUAUUGACGCCACUAAAAAGGAUAUUUUGAAACUAGAGGAAGAAAUUAAAACAAUACGUGAAAACUUGAAACAAACGGAAAAAACGUUAACUAAGGAUCUAAUUGAAAGAACAAAACAAGAAUUGUCUCUAUAUUUAAGGCAAACACUUUCUCAAACUAUAUCAAAUUAUGUAGCCCUUGCUUUAGAGAAACAGAAAAAACCCAACGUGAGUCGCAGACGACCAUUACUUUUGCCAUGGUCCUCUCCACAUGAAACAUGGAACCGUAGCACGCAGCGUAUGUCGUUAGGAAACUUGAAACACUGCAGUUCACCGUCAAAACAUGAUAGUAAUAUUCUAAAACGAAAUACUAGAAGUGAAAACAAAAAAAAAGAAGACUUGUUACUUAAAAACAUAUGGAAAGGGUUUGACACGGACGCCGACACACUUUCCAUAAUGCAGGAGCGCGAAAAAUACGAUCCGAAUUCAUGUCAAGAAAAAAUUUCUUUAUUCGACUCGACGACUGAAUUACUACAAAUGCCUGAUCCUAGACACUCUCAUAAUCAUCCAAUGUUUUCUCAAUCCGAUACUCAAAAAAGUAGAGCUUCUUUAUAACAAAUAUUACAGUAUUCUAAAAAUACAAUUUGUGUAAAUUCUUUUUUUUGUUAUUCACCAAGAGAAAAUUGUUCAGUAUAAAGUGUUCUAACAACUGAUUUUUUAACAUAACUUUGAAUUAUCAUGUUUAAACAGUCGGAAAAAAAUAAUAUAAUAUUUUUUUUAAUUGCAAAAGUUUUUUUUUUUAAUUUACAAUGCGUGUCACUUGUUUCAAAAAAAAAAUUUUACGUUACACUUUUUACCUUCACAGUGACAAAAUUGAGUUGACAAAAAUCUGCUUACUAUUAUAGCUUUAAAGUAAAAUAAACGUUUUUAGAAUAUCUACGAUAUAGUGGAACCAUGUUUACAAAGCAACAAGGCUUUUUUUUUUUUCCAUUUGCUAACUAUCUGCAUUGGUCACUGGAAAGAAAUAACUUUAUUUCAUACUCUUAUAGGUAUUUAACGACAGUAAAUAAGUUUUGGCUUGUAUUUUCAAUUAUAUUUUUAUCCAUGUUUGUAAGGAAAGACUCGAAAAAAUAUUGUUAACAUUGGUGUGUCUUUGUCUCCCCACAAUGUUAACUAAUACAAUGUUAAUUGUACAAACAUCAGUAUCAUACGGGUUUUCUGGGACAGCACAGUGGCAAACACUCGUAAUUCAUUACCACUGUAUUUGACUGUUUUUGUCGUUGACACGCUUUUUUUUUAAAAACAAUUAACGCAAUUUUUUUUUGUGCAGAAUACUUUUCCAAUACACGUCCGGCAAUCUUUACUUCUAUGCAGGUUUACCAUCAACAAAAAAAACGAAAAUCUGUAAAACUACGUGAUAUUUAAUUUUUUUAACUUUAAUCUUAUUUUUUACGCCAUUUGUAUUUUUCUUUUAAUAUAUAAAAAGAAAGACAUAUUUUUUGUUUCCUUGGAUACUAUUUGAGAGUAAAAUAAUAAAAAAAAAUGGACUGUAUAUGUGCCAUGUUAGCAUCUAUUGCUAAUACAGUAGCACGAGCUGUGAAUCGAGCCGACUCGAUAUUAAUACCUACUGAUUUUGGAGAUUUAGGUUCUGCUGCAGCCUAUAAUUAUCAUUCACUGCUUGAAAGCGCUGGUUCUUUUACUUUGCCAUCUCUGUCGCCAACACAUGUUGCUGCUUUAAUAAUUUUGUUGUCGGUUGCUCUUGUUCAAAGCUUUACAUUUAUUGGUUCAAGAUCAGAACAUCAGUAUCGUACGGAAACGCAAUCAAAAAAUACAAAAGACAUCCCAAAUCAUUCAUUUACAACCCAUCCUGAUGAUACUAGUAGUAAUGGACCAAGUCAAAGUUACUGAAAACAAUUUAAAUGAAUUUUUGCUUUACAUCAAAGAAAAUCAGAGUUGCCAUUUAUCGACAUUAGUACUAAGGUUUUCACAUCCAAUGUUUUUUUCUUUCAAAUAUGUUUUUUUCCAUUAAACCAGCACAGCUACUUCGAUUUUCUGUCCUACUAAAAGUGUCUGAUCGUGAUUUUUACUUUACGUGUGUUUUUUUUUGAUAGAAAGGACGCUUGAAAGCGUGUUUAUGAUUUUUUUACGUUACGUUAACAUAUGUAUUAUAUUUAUGUUAAAAUUUAAAUAGCACUGGUUUAAAAAAAAAUGACAUUAUUGUAA
Molecule: messenger RNA, 5045 nt
Organism: Hylaeus volcanicus
Lineage: Eukaryota; Metazoa; Arthropoda; Insecta; Hymenoptera; Colletidae
Exons: 9
Coding region: 162-3437 (1091 amino acids)
Source: RefSeq, a predicted model, not a curated record